UUUGCUGCGGCUGUCUUUCCAAGCUUGUAAAUGUCUGCUAGUUUUCUACAUCCAAGUUCUGGAUUUUUUUUGGCGAAAUCCAAAAACUUGAUCUUAUCAUCUAAUGAUAAAGUUUUCUUCGCUAGUUUACCAGCAAGCUGCUGCUUCGACAUUGCCAUGUUGAAUGUGCAUUAGAAAUUAAAAAUUCGAAAUUCUUUCCAGUUUAAAAUUUUACGCUGCAAUGUCUUCACGAUUCGAGUGCUAUUUUAAAGUUAAAGAAGCUGAAGAGAACACAGAUAUGUCGAACGUUCAACUAAAUGAGAUGCUUCUCAAAAACAUUGUCCAACAGAUUGAGAUUAUCCUUAUAAAACAGAAAGAAUAUCGCUUCGACUCGUUUAUCCGUGGAUACCAUGCUUACAUGGACAUAUGGAGCCCAAAAGUCGGAGAAGAGAAUUUUUGUUUAAAAGCGGAAGAAGAUAACGAACAUGACAAGUUUGCUGUAGCUGUUACAGAUGACGAUAAAGUAGUUGGGCACGUCCCUAAAAACCUUAGCAAACUAUUCAACAAAUUCAUGUCGCUUCCUAACUGUACCAUCGGAUGUAAAGUGACUGGGAAGCGAGUGAACCGUGGUGCUGGCUACGGACUAGAAAUUCCUGCCCAGUACCAAUUAAUUGGUGUUGAAAAGGCAGUUGAGUGGGCCGAGAAAAAUAUAAGGAAAGUGUUGGACUCGGUAAAUAACAAAAAUCAAAGAUGUACUAAGUAAAAUGGUUUAAAUUUUAAGAAAAAGUGACAUUUCAUCUCUUUAUUUUUCCAUUGUCCGCUUUAUAGGGAGUGUUUAUAAGGGAAACUGUCAUUUGGUGCAAAGAUUUUUUUCCGCUUUAUAGAGUGUCCGCUUUAUAAUCGUCCGCUUUAUAGAGAUUUUUUUAUGAGAGUUUGACCUAAAUUCUGCCGGUGCAAAAAUUUUUGUCCGCUUUAGAGGGCUGUCCGCUUUAUAGGGUGUCCGCUUUAGGGGGAUUCCACUGUAGUACAGUUAAGGCAUGUUGCAAACAAGGUCAGGAUAAGAGAGAAGUAUAUAAUGGACGCAAGAGAAUACAUUCACUUAAGUAUCAGUCUGUCGCAACACCAUCUCGGAUAAUAGCCAUACGUAAAAGUAAAGCUUCAGUCUGUGUUUAAUUCCGCCGCAUCAUCUGUUCACAACGGUCAUUUGAUUUUUGGUCUCGCUGAAUUUGAAAGGCCAAUUAUUCUUUUUUGAACGCAAGUUCCUCUUUCCUUAUUUUAGGGUACUAGAUUUUUCUUGAAUAUAAUUAACUGUAUCAGAGCCUGUUUCUUCUUCUUUUUGGGGGUAACUGCCUUCUCCAAGUCAUCUGACGACUUACUUUUACUCAUCUCUCCUAACCUUUGGAUUGAGCGUCUUCGAAUCGCAUCAGCAGACUUUCGUUCUUCUUGCAAAUGCUUUACUUUUUUCUCAGAUGCUGCGGAUUAUUUCGACUUUCCUCCAAUAAUUCAGAUACUUCUUCCAAAAGAGUGUCCAGUUCUGUCACCUAACACAGAAACUUUUUUAUAAAUGGUUGGGCAGAGGUAAAUAAAAAACAGAAAUAAUUUAACAAUAUUUUCCACUAAAAUUACAAAAUCAAAUGUUUAGUUUAUGCAUCAUGGGAAUGAUGACAAGAAAGGGAAUGUUUACCUCUGGAUCAAUGCCAGAAGCCUUUUCUUGAUAUGCUGUAUUUCUAACAUACUCUUUCAGGAGUUUGUUUAGAUGAUUUCUCAAAGAUCUUUGAUCGACCUUGAAAAGUGGCUUUGCUAUUCCAUUUAACUUGCAUGCUAUGAUUUCCCAACACUGGCCUUUUUCUCUAGAUCCAUCCUUGUACUAAAAUGGUUGGGUAACUAUCAGUUCACGACAAAACAACAUCGUGUUCUUCAGACCAUAGUGUGGAGGCAACUGUAACCCCGCUGGAUUUUUUUUAGAAGCAAUAUUUUGUGUUUUUCUGAUAUAUUAUUGCAUAAAUAUUCAAAAUUACCUUAAUGCCCAUUUUUAUUUUCACCUUUUACAGACCAGGCGGACAUAACAGGUAUAAAUCGCUUAUUUGUAUAUACUUUAUCACUAUAUGUGUAUAUUACAUGAAGGUUUAGCCACUUGUUGGUAACAUUAAAUGUAAUUUGACUAUGCUGCACAUGUUGUUAAAAGUUCAACUACAAAACCCAUGAUAUGAUCCCGGUCAGUAAAUUACUAAAUUUUACAUUUGGGUGCAAAUUUCAAACCACAUGAAAAAAACAAGACCUAUCAUCUAAUUGGUAUUGAAUAAAUGUCAGUUAUCAAUUCACUCAUCAUCGUCGCUUUCCAAUUCACUGUGAUUGUCUUUCCUUUCGCACUGGUUGUCACAAUUAGCGCGCAUUCACAUUUCAGUACAGAAAAGACCAUAACGCUGACACGUACAACGUCCAUUAACACACCCUUACUUGCAUUUACAGGAGCAAAUUUCUAUGGUAGCCUUAGGUCCUGGUGGUUUUUUGUUAAUACUGCUGGUAAAUUCCCAUCUUCCUCAUUCCAACCACAAGUUGUUGGAGAAUGCAAAGUAAGAUGGGUAUUUCGACAUUGUUUCCACACCAUGCACAUGUAGUGAUGUUCUGCCCGGAUAAUGAACAUUGGCCUGAUUAAGUACGGCAGCUUGCCCCGGUUAAGAACAGGGCAGAAAAUACAUAAUCAGGGCAACAUAAUCAGGACAGGCCGGCUUAUUACUCAAAAAAUAUUAUUUGGCACUUAUAAAAGGAACAUAAUCAGGGCAGGCCAGUUUAUAUACGACAGUGUAAUAUUAUUUCUCACUUAUUAUAGAACGAACAUAAUCGGGGCAGUCCGACUUAUGUAUGACAGUCAAAUAUUAUUCGACACUUAUAGAACGAACGUAAUCGGGGCCGACCGGCUUAUGUAUAACAGUGAAAUAUUAUUCGAGACUUAUAGAACGAACGUAAUCGGGGCGGACCGGUUUGUGUAUGACAUUUUUCUAUUAUUUCUCACUUAUUAUAGAACGAACGUAAUCGGGGCCGGCCGGCUUAUGUAUGACAGUGAAAUAUUAUUCGAGACUUAUAGAACGAACGUAAUCGGGGCCGACCGGCUUAUGUAUGACAUUUUUCUAUUAUUUCUCACUUAUUAUAGAACGCACAUAAUCGGGGAAGGCCGGCUUAUGUAUGACAGUCAAAUAUUAUUCGACACUUAUACAACGAACGUAAUCGGGGGCGAUCGGCUUUUAUAUCAUUCGUGACAAGCAAAUAGGAAAGUAUCGCAAAUGAAGCGAAAUUCGCAAUUUACGUGGAGCCUUUUUUUCUUUCGCCAGACAGGAUGUCUAGUUUCUUACAAAUUCGAAGAAAACGUUCGAAAAAACUUUCAUUUAAAUUUUUCAAUCGUCGGAGCUACACUAGUUUUAGCUAAUCCAUGGAAGUUCAUCGCCAAAAAUUUGAACAAUUUGCCCAGCGUUACACAGGCACUGGUAAAAGACCAACGAGUGGCACAAUAACAAGAGAGUUCGGGAAGAAAAUUUCCCAGAACUUAAAAAGCAAUGAGUCGGACAGUAGAAAGGGUACAGAAGCACGUCGCUUCAGAUUAUUGACCCAGAAGUUUAAGCUGAUAAACUGCGAAGAGCUGGGAAUGGUGGAUAUUUUGAUUGUGCCUUCACAAGAAGCUAAAAACCAUACAAGUAAUCAAUCGAUACCUGAAGGUUACUUAAGAGUGGCAUACGUAGAUGAAUUCUUUGACAUCAUACGCUCAAUUCACUGUAAUGAAUUAAAACACGCUGGUGUGAAAAAGACGUUCAAAAAGGUUUCAAGUUCAUUUUGGGGUAUCCCAAGAUCGGCUAUUGAAGAGUAUAUCAAUCUUUGCGAAACUUGCCACUUAAAACAGCCACAGAAGACUGUACCGCCAAUCAAACCUAUUAUAUCAAAUGGCUUCAUGAAACGCUUCCAAGUUGAUUUAAUAGACAUGAGUCAUAUGCAUGAUGGAGACUAUAAGUAUAUCCUUCAUUCCAUUGAUCAUUGGUCGAGAUUUAAUUUUCUUGCUGCCCUGGAGAGAAAGGAAAGCGCUCCAAUCACUGUUGAGUUGGAAAAAAUAUUUUCAUUGUUCGGACCACCAAAGAUCUUUCAUUCCGAUAACGGUUCAGAAUUUGUAAAUAAAUCAGUAGAUCAUCUUAUCGAAGCUUGGCCAGGGGAGAUUCAGGUGGUUCGUGGUCGUCCUCGCCAUCCACAGAGUCAAGGCAUGAUAGAACAGGCUCAUAUCAAUGUGGAGCAUAAAAUAUCAGUCAUGAUAGCUGAGUGUGCCAGUGAAACUAAACCUUGGAGCUCGUGGUUGCCACAAAUAUGUUGUAGGUUGAUAACAAUAGUUCCGAAAUGCAGAUCGAAUUGUCGUUACUUAUUUUUCAUUUUUUCAAUAGAUGCCAUCAGCACACAACAGCACAGCGCUACAGGAUUUACUCCGUACGAGCUGGUAUUUGGACAGUCACCAGCAACCACAAUCAUACCGACUGUUUCAAAACAGUCGAAGGUUAUCACUGAUUCGAACUUUGAUAACGAUGAAGACAUCGACUUUUUCUCCAUACCUGUUAAAGAACAAAUGAAUUACAAACGUCAUGCUGAACAGCCACACGAUGGCGAAGAGAAUACGAAUUCGAAGAACGUCACAAAUGAAGCACAUGUUAUUGAAGACGAUUGCGAAACUGGUUUUCUUGCAUAUAUUACAGCAUUGUCAACACUCCAACGACAUUGGACUCCACGAACAACAGCUUCUAAAAAGAUAAAAAGAACGAGAGAGGAGAUGGUUCAACGGUUUGAGAAAAACCAUUGCAGCAAAGUCAAUGCUUAUGAAGUUGGGGAUAAUGUCUCUGUUCGAGUCCCUAAAAGAGACCGCAGCAACACUCAUGCUUCACGCAUGCCAUGUGUGGUUAUCAGUGUUUCUGGUGACAAAGAGAGAUAUUAUCAACUGCUUACACAACAUGGCGUAUUGCACAAUAAAUACAGAUCUGGGGAUCUAGAAUUUUUCAGGGGAAAUUUCAACAUGGACCUUAAAAAUUCUGAUAAGUUCGUCAGCUUGAGGGAAGCAAAUCGCCUUCAAAAUGUAACAGAUAAUGUAGUGAGUCGAUGUGGUUGUAAGUCAGGAUGCAAAACAAACAUAUGUAAAUGCAUCAAAGAAAACGUCACAUGCAAUUUGAAAUGUCAUUCUGGCGUAAAAUGUGGAAAUCAAAAACCUGAAAACAUAGAACAAUUUUGCAUUAAGCUCCCAAUGUUUGGUGGAACUGUGAACCUAAAUGGACGAAACAUUACAUUCAACAACACUUGUACAUUGGACACAUGGUUUUCAAUAUUGAAAGUGACUUUCAACGAAUAUCCUAGAUUCUAUACACGAUUAUGUGAUGAAUCUUGUGACCAAAAUAAAGAAAUGCUCUGUUUACUAAAUGAUGCACAAUAUGAUGCUGCCAAGCAUCAUGUAGCAAUAGCACGUUCUUUACCUGAAAAAAAAUGA
This is a messenger RNA of Hydractinia symbiolongicarpus, 5482 nucleotides long. RefSeq lists its product as uncharacterized. The transcript has 7 exons. Gene Ontology annotation, biological process: DNA integration. NCBI's taxonomy places the organism in Eukaryota, Metazoa, Cnidaria, Hydrozoa, Anthoathecata, Hydractiniidae. The record is from RefSeq and is a predicted model, not a curated record. The coding region runs from base 3407 to 5482 and encodes 691 amino acids. Gene Ontology annotation, molecular function: nucleic acid binding.